Caretta caretta (loggerhead turtle) is the source of this 2189-nucleotide messenger RNA. Lineage: Eukaryota; Metazoa; Chordata; Testudines; Cheloniidae. The record is from RefSeq and is a predicted model, not a curated record.
CGCGAGACGUGCCCCGCUCAUCUCUGGGACCGCCCCCUCUUCCCCCCCCCACUGUACCCCUCCUGGGGUGGCACCAGUGGGGGAGGGGUGCUCACGGGGGGUGGGUGUCGCCCCCACUCAUCAGCAGGGCUAAGGAGCAGGCCUAGACACCUAGUAGGGUAGGGCCGAGCCCCCCCCCCCAGUCCCCCUCCAUUGGGAUGGCAGUGUGGGGCAGUCCGGUGGCCCUGGAGAGGAUCGAAGGGAGGGAUGGCUCCCCGCUGAGCCCCAUAGCCAGGGGCAGGCAGGGCCACAUCCGUGCCCAAACUGGAGCCUCCAGGAACUGGCACCAACGAACCAGAGCCCCUGCCUGCGGCAUCGGCCCUGCGGCGCUGAGCCGGGCCCCUGGGGGUGGAGCUGAUCCCGGGCCCUGCACCCCCGCGGCACAGAGAGAGCCGGCCAAGCCUCGUGGCCUGUGGGCUACUGCUACCGGCCCUGGCUCGCUGCUCCGCCAGGCCAGGCUACGCUCGCCAUGGGAGAGGAGCGAGGCCCGGCACAGACCUCACGGCAGGCCCAGCGUCGGCCUGCAGCGCUCCAGCCUCCGGGGGCCGGGCCAGCCCCUGCGGUGACGGGCAGAACGCACCAGAGAGCAUGACUGAGAGGGAGUCCCUGGCGCCGCCAGCCUCGCCCGCGCCCGGGGGGAAGCCAGCGAGCAGGCUCCAGGCACUGAAGCAGCUGUUCCUGCGGAGGCCCAAGGAGGAGCCACCGGCGGAACCGCAGCCCAACGGGGAGCUGGUCAGCCCCACGGGGGGGCCCCUCUACUACUUCUACGAGGAGGAAGAGGAGGAGGAGGAGGAGGAGCCUGAGCCGCCCCCCGAGCCCCAGAAGCCCGUCAACGACAAGCCCCACAAGUUCAAGGAUCAGUACUUCAAAAAGCCCAAGUUCUGUGAUGUCUGCGCCCGUAUGAUUGUCCUGAACAACAAGUUUGGCCUGAGAUGCAAGAACUGCAAAACCAGCAUCCACCAGCACUGCCAGUCCUACGUGGAGAUGCAGCGCUGCUUCGGGAAGAUCCCCCCCGGGUUCCGCCGGGCGUACAGCUCCCCCCUCUACAGCAACCAACAAUAUGCCUGCGUCAGGGAGCUGCUCUCGGCAGCCAAUCGCAGCGACCCCGUGUUCGAGACCCUCCGGACAGGCGUCAUCAUGGCCAACAAGGAGCGAAAGAAAGGGCAGGACGAUAAGAAGAAUCCCUUGGCCACCAUGAUGGACGAGGAUUCGGAGCCUGGGAAGCACGAACUGGGCAAACUCGAGGCAGGCAACCCAGAAGGGGACAAGAAGGCAGAGAAAAGCACCCCCGACGACAAGAACAAGAAGCCCCAGCCCGGCUUCCUGCAGACUCAUUACUUCGUGGCGCUUUAUCGCUUCAAAGCCCUGGAGAAGGACGACCUGGAUUUCCACCCGGGGGAGAAGAUCACGGUGGUGGAUGACUCCAACGAGGAGUGGUGGCGGGGGAAGAUCAGUGAGAAAAUUGGCUACUUCCCCCCGAACUUCAUCGUCCGGGUGCGAGCGGGCGAGCGGGUUCACAAGGUCACCAGGUCCUUCGUGGGUAACAAGGAGAUCGGGCAGAUCACGCUGAAGAAGGAUCAGAUCGUGGUGCAGAAGGGGGAGGAAGUGAACGGGUACGUCAAGGUCUACACCGGCCGCAAGAUGGGGCUCUUCCCCGUCGACUUCCUGGAGGAGAUCUGAGCCCGGGCCGGCGCCGGCAGCGGUCUUUAGCCAAGGGGCGAGCGGGCUGGGCCUGGAGCCGCGCCUCAUGCCUGAACACGGCCCCCGGGGGGCAUUUCCUUAGAGAUCGCUCCUGGGGGCAGCUGCAGAUGGAGCCCCCCUCCUGGAAUAAAUGCCCCGUGUCGCUGCAGGGAGCGGAUCCUCAGCAGGGAUAUCGGUGCUGGGGUGCCAGCUAGGCCAUGAUCCGUCAGCCGCCUUGGCCCGGGACACGUGGCGGGCUGGGGCAAGCAGCAGAUCCCUUGUUUGCUCUCUCCGGAGGAUGGAAGCGGGGUGGUGGGGCCAAGGGGGGCAGAGAGGAGCUCCCCCAGGACAUUUCUCUCCUGGCACGCUCACCGACGGGCAGAGGCGGGUGUGUGUGUGUUUGCACUUAGGGCUGGGGUACCUUGAGGUGUCUCCCUUCCCCGGGGUGUGUGUGUGUGGUGGUGGGGGGG